Nannospalax galili (Upper Galilee mountains blind mole rat) is the source of this 1113-nucleotide messenger RNA. RefSeq names its product sulfatase modifying factor 2 (gene Sumf2). The coding region runs from base 64 to 966 and encodes 300 amino acids. NCBI's taxonomy places the organism in Eukaryota, Metazoa, Chordata, Mammalia, Rodentia, Spalacidae. The transcript has 9 exons. Gene Ontology annotation, cellular component: endoplasmic reticulum. The record is from RefSeq and is a predicted model, not a curated record.
CGUACUGCGUCGUAAGCGCGGCUGGCGCAUGCGCACGGCGUGGUGCUCUCGCGACGCCAAGAUAUGGGUCCCUCGCUGUCGCUCCUGCCGCUGUUGUGGCUCCUGUUCGGCCCCGGGCUCCAGCGAGGAAAUGCACAGGCUCCUGGCAUGGUGCAGCUGCCGGGUGGGACAUUCUUGAUGGGAACAGAUGCUCCAGACAGUAGAGAUGGUGAAGGGCCUGCUCGGGAGGUAACAGUAAAGCCCUUUGCCAUCGACACUUUUCCCGUCACCAAUAACGAUUUCAGGGAGUUUGUCAGGGAGAAAAAGUACCGGACAGAGGCAGAGGCAUUUGGAUGGAGCUUUGUCUUUGAGGAUUUUGUCUCCGAUGAUCUCAGAAACCAAGCAACUCAGCAGAUGCCGUCUCUUCUCUGGUGGCUGCCAGUACAGAAGGCAUUCUGGAGGCAGCCUGCAGGUCCUGGCUCUGGCAUCCGAGAAAAACUGGAGCUCCCUGUGGUACAUGUGAGCUGGAAUGACGCUGCUGCCUACUGUGCAUGGCGUGGCAGACGGCUGCCCACAGAGGAGGAGUGGGAGUUUGCUGCCCGUGGGGGCUUGAAGGGUCAAGUUUACCCAUGGGGGAACCAGUUCCAGCCAAACCGUACCAAUCUGUGGCAGGGAAAGUUCCCCAAGGGUGACAAAGCUGAGGAUGGCUUCCAUGGACUGUCUCCAGUGAAUGCUUUCCCCCCACAGAACAACUAUGGACUGUAUGACCUCAUGGGCAACGUGUGGGAGUGGACAGCGUCCACAUAUCAGGCUGCUGGCCAGGAUAUGCGUGUCCUCCGGGGGGCAUCAUGGAUUGACACAGCAGAUGGCUCUGCCAAUCACCGGGCCCGGGUCACCACCAGGAUGGGCAACACUCCAGAUUCAGCCUCAGACAACCUGGGCUUCCGCUGCGCUUCCAGUGCAGGCCGACCACAGGGAGAGCUGUGAGCAGCCAGCCACGCAGAUGGAGAAAGGGCCUCCUCAGUUCUGUGUCUCCCUAACCGUGUUCCAAAGGCAACCAGACACCAAACUCCUCAUCAGCUUGGGAAUGGCCUUCUUUCUCUCCACUUCCCUCAGUGGCAGGCACCUCCUAAG